AUGGAGAUUACAAUUUCUAUUCCAGAUAAUCUUAUAUCUCAUUAUUUGACUUUUUUUUUAUUGGUUUCAACAUUAUUGUAUAUUUUAAUAACACAAAAAAAAGCAAAUGCAAUAAAUAAUAAUAAUAAUAAUAAUAAUAAUAAUAAUAAUAAUAAUAUUAAUAAUAAUAGUAGUAAUAAUAGUAGUAAUGAUAGUAAUACCGACAAUAAUUUAUGUAUGAAAACUCAAACAUUUAAUAAAAAUAGUGACAUUAAUAGUGGCACAAUUACAGACAGCACCAAUAAUAAUUUUGACAAUAACACAAACAAUAAUUUAAAUAAAAAUAAUUAUAAUAGUGAAAAAAAAAAUAAACUAAUUAAAAAUGAAAUAAAAGGUGAUAUUAUAAGUAAUAAUAAUAAUAAUAAUAAUAGUAAUAAUAAUAAUAAUAAUAAUAAUAAUAAUAAUAAUAAUAAUAAUAAUAAUAAUAAUAAUAAUAAUAAUAAUAAUAAUAAUAAUAAUUCAAGUCCUUUAUCAUUGUAUUCAAAAAAAGAGUUAAUUCCAUUACCAGCAAUUCAAGAAGAGAGCAAUAAUUACCAAAAUAAUAAUAUAACUAAUAAUAAACCAAACUUAAAGGUAACACUUAAUAAUAAUAAUAAUACAACAACAGAACCAACAAAGAGAAUAGUAUCAACAUCAUCAUCUUCAUCAUCUGACGACGAAGAACCAAUACCAAUAUCACCAGUAUCGAAUUCAUUUUUAUCACCAUUAAAUUUUACAACAGGAAAAAAGAAAUCAAAAAAGAAUCAAUUUUAUUACGUCUCAACCUAUUAUUCAAGUUGUGAUUUACCAAAUAAAGUUAUGGAUGAAAAUGAGAUAGAAGAAGAAGACAAUAAUAAUAUUAUUAGUAAUAAUAACAAGGCCUCAAAUAACAACAAAAAAAGUAAUUUCUCAUCACAUGAUGAUGGUUAUUCAAAUUUAUUAAAACAAGAAAAUAAAAAUAGUGAUUUAUUAAAUAAAGGUUUUCGAUAUAAUAGAGGUAAUAAUAAUAGUAAUAAACAUCCUCAACAAGCACAACAACAACCACCAAUUCAACUAUUAUUAGAGGAUGAACCAUCAUUAAAAGCAUUAGAACUUAAUCCACAAUUAGCAGAUACAACAACAACAACAACAGCAACAACAACAACACCAUCAUCAGCAGAGACACCAAAUACACCCUUAUCAAUGAAUAGUUUAGAAAGUAGUAGUAAUUUAUUAAAAUCAACAAAUUUAAAUAAACCACAGAAAAAUUCAAUUAGUAAAUCUUUAGAUGAUUUCAUGCAUGAAGAACAUCCAAAUCAAAUUUCUUCUCCAAUUGAAUCCUGUAUUAAAAAAUUAAAGAAAAAGAAAUGUAUUUUACCUCAAGUUUUACAAUUAAAAUGGAGAGUUAAACCAAAAAAAGUAUUAAUUAUAAAGAAAUAUAAUGAUGAAACAAUUAAUGAAUUAAUACCAGGUUUAGUUGGUUGGUUAAAAGAUAUUGGAAUAAAAGUUAUGAAAGAGAGUGAUAGUAAUGAUGAAUAUCCAUUAAUUAAUGAUGACCCAACCAUCGAAGUAUUAUCAAGUACUGCUGAUCCUUAUUCAAUUGAUUUCAUUAUUUCAAUGGGUGGUGAUGGUACAAUUUUACAUACAUCAUCAUUGUUUAAAACUUAUAUUCCACCAAUAUUAUCAUUUAGUUUAGGUUCAUUAGGAUUUUUAACAGCAUUUGAUUAUUCACAUCAUAAAGAGUAUAUUCAAUCAGUGAUUGAUGGUAAAUGUUUUGUUUCUUAUCGGUUAAGAUUAUCUUGUACAGUUGUAACUUCUGAUGGUAAUGUUACCACCACCACUACAUCAACACCAACUUCAACUUCAACUACAACUACUACAACCAAACCUAUGAAUCCAACAUCAUCUGAUUCAACAAAUGCAAAUAAUACACCAAGUGGCGGUAGUGCCUCUAGUGGUUUAAUUAAUAUAGGUAGUAAUAUCAAUAGACAUAGAUAUCAAGUUUUAAAUGAAGUUACAAUCGAUAGAGGUACAAAUCCAUAUCUAUCAAAUUUAGAAUGUUGUUGUGAUGGUAAAUUAAUAACGAUCGUUCAAGCCGAUGGUUUAAUCAUUGCAACUUCAACAGGUUCAACUGCAUAUUCUCUAAGUGCUGGUGGCUCUUUGGUUCAUCCAACUAUACCUGCAAUAUUAAUUACUCCCAUUUGCCCUCAUACUCUAUCGUUUAGACCAGUCAUAUUACCCUCAACUUCGGAAUUGAUCAUACGUGUUCCUGAAACAAGUAGGUGUCCGGUUUGGGCUUCUUUUGAUGGUAAAAAUAGACAAGAACUAAAGAGAGGUGAUUAUGUUAUCAUCAAAACCUCUAGAUGGGCUGUACCUGUCGUUUGCAAAACUGAUGAAAGUAAUGAAUGGUUUGAAAAAUUGGCUCAAAAUUUAAAUUGGAAUCUAAGACAAGUUCAAAAAUCUUUUACUGCCCCACAUGGUGGUAGUAUCUCAAGUGGAAGUAGUGGUGAAAAUUCAAAUAAUAGUAGUCCUUUAAAUUUAUCAACCUCUUCUCAAAAUUCAACCUCGCCUCAUUAA
Dictyostelium discoideum AX4 is the source of this 2574-nucleotide messenger RNA. Its product is annotated as NAD+ kinase family protein. The record is from RefSeq and is a predicted model, not a curated record. The transcript has 2 exons. Gene Ontology annotation, molecular function: phosphotransferase activity, alcohol group as acceptor; kinase activity. Lineage: Eukaryota; Evosea; Eumycetozoa; Dictyosteliales; Dictyosteliaceae. Bases 1 to 2574 code for a protein of 857 amino acids. Gene Ontology annotation, biological process: NADP+ biosynthetic process; NAD+ metabolic process.